CAAAGCCCAGCCUUGGCUGGGGCUGCGGUGACAUGUGGAGCGGUGCUUUGCAGGCGUAAAGUUAGCGGCUCGCCGGCAUCCCUCCUCCAGUUGGGAGAACUGGCUUGGAGGUGCCCAGCUGGGAGCUAAUGGGUCACACUCUCACUCCACCCAUUCGCCGCUCGCCAAUUGGAAGUGAGGGAGAAAGAUGCUCUGGAUGGAUUAAUAUUGGAGCCAUUGAAAAAGCACGAGCCACUGCUGGCUCAGCCACCUGAACAAGUGGCAUUUGGGAAUAAGUGUGGUGGCUCAGGGGGAGCAGCCAGGAGGGGAGCGGAGGCUGUUUGAACAGCAUCUCUAUUAAAGGAGUAGUGCAGAGUCUCCACCAGCAGCGAUGUCAAGAAAUGGAUACUUCUUUGAAGAGAGUGGGUACCUCAAGUGCGACACGGACGAUGGCUGCGAGGCCAAGGAGGAGACGGGGGGCGAGGAGCUCUUCGAUGCCGUGAACUCCUCCAUCGUCUCAGGGGACAGCAUCCGCUUCUUCGUCAAUGUCAACUUGGAGGUGCCGCCGAACGCCACCGCUGAAAGUGAAAGUGCUGGCUGCGUGUUACUGCACACAUCAAGGAAGUACCUGAAGUUAAAGAAUUUUGAGGAGGAAGUCAGAGCCCACCGAGACCUGGAUGGGUUCUUGGCCAGAGCCAGCAUCAUCCUUGAUGAAACAGCCACCUCCUUGGACGAUGUUCUUAGAGAGAUGCUGAAACACUUUGCUGAAGAUCCUGAGAACAUGGAGCCAAGCUGCAACUUUGAAAAAAUCAUGAGCACUUUAUUCACAGAUUCAGGGACCCCACGAGAAGGGAAUGGCACCCAUGAUGUUUCAGAGUCAACAGGAAUGAAUAUACAAACAUGUACAUCGCACCUCAAAUUUCACCUCUUAUCAGACACAAUUCAAGGGGUCACAGCAACAGUCACAGGGGUACAGUAUCAGCAGUCCUGGCUCUGUAUCAUUUGCACUAUAAAGUCCCUUCAGCGACGUCAUGUUUGCAUCAGCCGCCUGGAGAGGCCUCAGAAUUGGGGUGAAAACUCCUGCGAAGUGAGAUUUGUCAUAUUAGUCCUGGCUCCUCCUAAAAUGAAAAGUACCAAAACUGCUACAGAAGUGGGCAGGACCUUUGCCACGAUGUUUUCAGACAUAACCUUUCGGCAAAAACUCCUAGAAACCAAAACUGAAGAAGAGUUCAAGGAAGCCUUAGUCCACCAACGCCACUUGUUGACGGUGGUGAAUCAGAGACCCUCAGCAAUGAGUGAUGGGCACAAGUCACAUGGUCCCAAGCCCCUCAAGUUGCACGAGUUUCUCAAUGUUGGCAAGGGGAUUUCUGAUGACAUUGCACGAAGAUUUCCAGUGUACGCUUUGGACUUCACUGACGGUGUUAUUGGAAACAACAAAGCUAUAGGAAAAUACAUCACGACUAUGAUCUUUCUUUAUUUUGCCUGCCUCCUUCCAUCCAUUGCAUUUGGGUCACUCAAUGAUGAAAACACCCGAGGAGCUAUUGAUGUGCAGAAGACAAUCGUUGGCCAGUGUAUUGGAGGGCUGCUUUACGCACUCUUCUCAGGGCAGCCUCUAGUUGUACUCCUAACGACGGCUCCUUUAGCACUCUACAUUAAUGUCAUCCGAGGAAUCUGUGAUGACUACAACCUGGAUUUCAGUGCUUUCUAUGCCUGGAUUGGACUGUGGAACAGCUUUUUCCUUGUGAUGUACUCCCUCUUUAAUUUCAGUCUUCUGAUGAAGCUCUUCAAAAGGUCAACAGAAGAAAUAAUUGCACUUUUUAUAUCCAUCACAUUUGUGCUUGAUGCUUUCAAAGGCAUUAUUAAAGUUUUUAAGAAAUAUUACUACCAUGGGCGCACAGGAGACAGUUACUUGGAAAAAGCACGAACUGAUGCUAUUCCAAGCCUCGGCAUCAAUACCACCUUCUUGAUGAAUUCAUCAGUGAGCAGAUCCAUGUCCCUAGAGAAUCAAACAGGCACGCAUGAUGUGCACUAUGGACGUGAAACUGCCGUCCUUAGUCUCAUGUUGAUGUUGGGUACCCUUUGGCUUGGUCAUACGCUCUAUCAGUUUAAGAAAAGCCCAUAUUUGCAUGCGAGAGUACGUGAAAUUCUGUCCGACUGUGCCUUACCGAUUUCAGUUCUGACUUUCUCUGUUGUGGGUUCCUAUAUCUUCAAGGAAAUUGAAAUGUCCAAAUUUAAUUACAACCCAUCUGAGAGCUUGUUCGUGCUGGCCCCGGUCCAGUCCCUCUCCAUUGGGUCAGUGAUGAGCGCCAUGGGGCUGGGGUUCCUCCUGUCAAUGCUCUUCUUCAUAGAGCAGAACAUCGUGGCAUCGCUCACAAACGCCCCAGAGAACAGGUUGGUGAAGGGAACCGCUUAUCACUGGGAUCUCCUUCUCGUUGCGCUGAUUAACACGGGGCUGUCGGUCUUCGGCCUCCCGUGGAUCCAUGCUGCCUUCCCUCACUCCCCAAUGCACGUCCGUGCCCUGGCCUAUGUUGAGGAGAGGGUUGAAAAUGGACACAUCUAUGAGACGAUUGUGAGCGUGAAGGAGACCCGGCUGACAAGUCUAGUGGCAAACUUCUUGGUUGGCCUCUCGCUCCUGCUCCUUCCUUUCCCUCUCCAGUGGAUCCCGAAGCCGGUCCUUUAUGGCCUCUUCCUCUACAUCGCGUUGACCUCCAUUGACGGGAACCAGCUCUUUGAAAGGGUGGCUCUCCUGCUCAAAGAACAGACUGCUUAUCCUCCGACACAUUACAUUCGCAGAGUGCCCCAGAGGAAGAUCCACUAUUUCACAGGCUUGCAGGUCCUGCAGCUCCUCAUCCUCUGUGGCUUCGGCAUGUCACCAUUGCCCUACAUGAAGAUGAUCUUCCCUCUCAUCAUGAUAGGGAUGAUCCCGAUCAGGUAUAACCUGCUCCCUAGGAUCAUCGAAGCCAAGUACUUGGAUGCUAUGGAUGCAGAGCAUUAAACGGGGUCCUCCGUGCACGGAGCAGCGAGGACAGCUCGUUUGGAGUUGGAAAGCGGCUUGGCCGAGGCGUAGAACAAUCUGUUUGCAGUUCUUUCUUUCACCACUUUCUUUCUGCUCUAACAUGGCGUUGGUAAUGCACACGUAUCAAAGACCAACUGAGUGUUGAAACAGCCUUGGACUUGGGAGGCCGAUGCUCUUUGGAGCUGUGAGGCAAGCAAGCUUUAUGGAAAAUGCUACUUUCCACAUCCCCAAACUGGAAACCCCGAAGAUCAACACAUUCAUACGGUUGGAGCGUGCGUUCUCAGAGUGGUUAUGUGCUCCCUUGUUUGAGGGCGGGGGGGAUCUCUGUUUUAUGCACCACGUCCCUUUCUUCCAAAACACAGUAAGGACAGCAACUGACCCUUCUUUUGCAGAAUGACAGUCCCGUUCUGGCCUUGGAAUUAAAUUUCCUGUGCAUCCAGUAUUCCCAAACUGGUAUUCCAGGUGGGAUGGCCUCGGACUAAACCAAGGAUUGUCAGGAUUGAUGUUUGGCCAUCUCUUCAGCUGGAAGCAGGUGUAAUCUGUACUGAUAAAAUCCACCACUUUGGAUGAAUAUUUAAUUCUGACAAAUGAGCUGGAAAUGUUCAGAGGUUGGGCUCACGUGGCGAUGUUGAUGAAACUGCAUCUGGGUCUAAGCUAUUUGGGAAUUAUUUUGGAUCUUUCUACCAUUGCUUCUUGGUAAUCAAACACAGAAGUGUAGUUUUGCACAACUGCAACAUUCUUGCUUGCACCCAGAGUCAGAUGCUGAAACGUGUCGAAGGGCGGUUGUGUUGAUGAUUGCAUAUACAUAUGUACAGUAGUGCCUAUGUGUACAUAUAUACAUAUGGAUUUGUGUAUAUAUUUUUGCAUAGAUAUACAAAUAGGCCUGAUUCUUUCAAAAUAUCAAGUGUUUUUGUGCAGUCAGUGUUACCUGUGGUGUCUUGACCAUAUACCUGUUCUCUGCUUCAGUGCUGCUUUUUCUCGUUUGAGAUAUGGUCACUUUUUUUCUUUUUGAAGCUGCUCAGUUACUGGUUUUGUUCAUGUUUUGCUUUAUUCAAGAUGUUCUUUUGCUUUCUUCUUCCCAUGGCUUGAGACCUUCAUCAUUCUGUCUUGAGGCUCCAGCGUGUGAAUUUUGCAUUUUAUGUAAAGCAUGCAAUGAAAGUUUUCCUCUUUUCACUUAAUCCAGUAUUUGUUGGUCAUUUCAUUGUUUCUGUUUUGUAGCUAAUCUCUAGUUUUCCCCAUUCCCAGAUGUUAUAUUAUAUUUCUGGAUGAAUCUAACUUCUGCUGUCUUUUAUAUUUCAGUUUAUUUAAUUUUGCUCGUACUAUGGUCAGUUUUCUUAUUUGGAGUACUGUGAAGUAAGCUGCCCUUUAGUUCAGUGCUUGCCCUUUCCUGCACACUACAGAUCACAGGUAAAGUGUUAUGAAAAAUGUGGACUUCUGAAGAUAACGAACUUUUAAAACAGUAGAAAUGAGGGAAGAAAAGUCAUAUAAAAUGAAAUGCAAAUAUAUUAUUAGCAGAGAAGUGUUUCUUACCAAUUGCUUGCCCAGUAAAUGGCGCAGGGUUUUUAUCAGCACAUGCCCUACUGCUUGGGUGUUCCUCUGCAUGAUGAGGAAGACCAGCUCUGUAAUGAGGGAGGAAGGCACUGGGUAAAAAGCUCCCAUGCUGAAACCAAGCCAGACCCAAGCCACUGAAGAUCUGGUGUAUUUGUUCUAAAUAUCAGAUGGUAUUUCAUCUUAAGGUAGCUGCCUACAGCUCUAAAAUGUGUAUGAAAAACUGAAUUUUUAUUUUCUUAUGAAACCCUUCAGCUUUGUAUUGAUACUUGGAGGAGAGCAGUAAGAGUGUUCCCAAAAAAGUGGCCAUGGCUUAUAGAUCCUCGAGCAAUCGCAGGGGAAAGCCCUCAGCUUAAGUAAGCAAAACAACAUCGUGUGACCAUGAAACCUUGAAAGCAUGACCUUCACGUUGCG
Molecule: messenger RNA, 4957 nt
Organism: Athene cunicularia (burrowing owl)
Lineage: Eukaryota; Metazoa; Chordata; Aves; Strigiformes; Strigidae
Gene: SLC4A11
Product: solute carrier family 4 member 11
Exons: 21
Coding region: 371-2974 (867 amino acids)
Biological process (GO): monoatomic ion homeostasis; transmembrane transport; monoatomic anion transport
Cellular component (GO): plasma membrane; basolateral plasma membrane
Molecular function (GO): solute:inorganic anion antiporter activity
Source: RefSeq, a predicted model, not a curated record